UGUAAUUGUAACAUCUCUAACCUACCAAUAUAGCAAAUAGACGGUAAGAGAAAAUAAAAACCGAAAAAAUAAAGAAAAAACAAAGAAAGCAACGAAUUGACGAAAUUCAAAAGAAAGAAAACCCCAAAACCGUUUGAAAUUGAAUUCAAAAUUCGAAAGCAUGGAACCAGAAGACUGGGAUUUGAGCGCCGUAGACCUCGAUUCCCUUGAAAGAGACGCUUAUCAGAAGAUUGCUCAACUCCGUUCCCACCACCCUCCUCCUCAUUCUUCAAACCCUCCUCCCGCUUCACGUUUUCAAAGAGUUGAUGCUUUGCCUCAAGGUGCUAGAACACUACCCCCUUCAUUGAAGCCAGUGACAAACAACACUAACAAGAAUGAACAUUCUAAAGAAUUGAUUAAAGCUUCUGUCAAAUUUUUUCUCCAUUCAAGUGGAAAUAUUGCGGCAAAGUUUCAAUAUGACCAGGUAAUAGUUGCUGCUUUUAGAAGAAUCCCUAAAUCUAUUUGGAAUGCCAAGGAAAGGUUAUGGGUUUUCCCUCUAUCUUCUUUGUCAGAAGCUGAAAAGGUUCUUAGAGAAAUAUCUGGUUAUAAUGUUCAGGUGGAGAACUUAGAUCCCUUAGUGCAGCGUGCUAUUGCUGCUGCCACUUCUGUCCCUGAUCUUCGAGAUCGAUAUGAUAAGAUCCCUGACUAUGUUGAAACAAAGCUUUUGCCAUUUCAGCGAGACGGUAUAAGGUUCAUAUUGCAGCAUGGAUGUCGUGCUUUUUUAGCGGAUGAAAUGGGACUGGGGAAAACUUUGCAGGCCAUUGCUGUAGCUGCAUGUGUUCAGGAUUCAUGGCCUGUUCUUGUUCUUACGCCAUCUGCAUUACGCUUGCAAUGGGCUUCUAUGAUUCAACAAUGGCUGAAUAUUCCUUCAUCAGAUAUACUUGUUGUCUUAUCUCAAAGUGGUGGGUCAAAUAGAGGGGGUUUCAAUGUAGUAUCUCCUCCAAGUGUCAAAAACAGCAUUCAUCUGGAUGGACUAUUCAACAUUAUCUCAUAUGAUAUGGUGGCAAAGCUACAAAAUACGCUUAUGGAGUCUGAUUUUAAGGUUGUAAUUGCUGACGAGUCACACUUUCUGAAAAAUGCUCAGGCAAAGAGGACAACUACUUCUCUUCCAGUUAUAAAGAAAGCUAAAUAUGCAAUAUUGCUUAGUGGAACUCCUGCUUUAUCCCGACCAAUUGAACUAUUCAAACAGCUGGAAGCUUUGUAUCCUGAUGUGUAUAAGAAUGUUCAUGAAUAUGGUAACCGGUAUUGCAAGGGUGGAGUUUUUGGACUUUAUCAAGGGGCAAGUAAUCAUGAAGAAUUGCACAAUUUGAUGAAGGCCACAUCGAUGAUUCGAAGGCUUAAAAAGGAUGUUCUUUCUGAACUUCCUGUUAAGCGUAGGCAACAAGUCUUCCUAGACUUGGCUGACAAGGACAUGAAGCAAAUUAAUAUUCUAUUUCGCGAGUUGGAGAGGGUAAAACUCAAAAUUAAGGCAGCUAGCUCACAAGAGGAGGUUGAAUCACUCAAGUUUGCCGAAAAGAAUCUUAUUAACAAGAUUUAUACUGAUUCUGCUGAAGCCAAGAUUCCAGCUGUUCUUGAUUAUCUUGGAACUGUAAUCGAGGCAGGUUGCAAGUUUCUUAUAUUUGCACACCAUCUAUCAAUGAUUGAUGCGAUACACGAGUUUCUUCUUAAAAAAAAGGUUGGUUGUAUCCGGAUUGAUGGAGGUACACCUUCUGGAUCAAGGCAACAGUUGGUUACAGAGUUUCAGGAAAAAGAUUCUAUCAAGGCAGCAGUGCUAUCUAUCAAAGCUGGAGGUGUCGGGUUAACAUUGACUGCUGCCAGCACCGUCCUCUUUGCAGAAUUGUCUUGGACUCCUGGUGAUCUAAUUCAGGCCGAAGACCGUGUUCAUAGAAUUGGACAGGUGUCUUCAGUAAAUAUAUACUACUUGCUUGCAAAUGACACAGUUGAUGAUAUCAUGUGGGACGUAGUGCAAAGCAAACUGGACAAUUUAGGACAGAUGCUUGAUGGUCAUGAGAACACCUUAAAGGUCUCGGAUGAUCAACCGCCAUCGAGAAGCCCUGCAAAGCAGAAAACUCUUGAUCAUUUCGUCAGGAGAUGUGACAACAGCACGAGUGGAUUGGAACAUCAGUCAUCCCCCAAACGUCCCCGGUACUGACCCAUAAGUUCUGUGAAAUGGUUCUCAUAGUGGAAUAUGAUCGCAUGUUGACACUGAUACUCGCUCAGUGGGAAAGACAUAGUAGCUAAAAUAGGUGGUCAGCACAGCUAGAAUUGCAAGUAGCAACUCUAAACGAUGCUGCUGGUAUGACAAUGGCUAUGUGAAGUCUUAGCCAACAGAUUUUGGUUGUAUGGCUUAACAACUUGUCCCCCCUAUAGUUGUGUGUGGGACUUGUACAUAGUUCUAUCUCUGGUCCUAUUUAUAAUCUGAUGUAUCUAGAUUGUAUAAUCAAUGUAUCUAGACUCUAUAAUGCAUCAGAGAUAUUGAUUAUUCAAUGAAUUUAAAAAGUCAA
Lathyrus oleraceus (garden pea) is the source of this 2543-nucleotide messenger RNA. RefSeq lists its product as uncharacterized. Gene Ontology annotation, cellular component: nuclear replication fork. Gene Ontology annotation, biological process: replication fork processing; DNA repair. Lineage: Eukaryota; Viridiplantae; Streptophyta; Magnoliopsida; Fabales; Fabaceae. The record is from RefSeq and is a predicted model, not a curated record. Gene Ontology annotation, molecular function: ATP binding; DNA endonuclease activity. The transcript is spliced from 25 exons. Bases 161 to 2191 code for a protein of 676 amino acids.